AUGUUCGACAAGAAGAGGGCUUUACUAGCGCUCUUUGUCUAUUGGCCACUUUGUCUUUCCGCCGCAGCUACCCCGGUAUUGUCUUUCGUGGGCACAUUUGAUAACGCUACACGGAUUGGGCCUCAUCAAGACGUAGCCCUCAAAGUACUACCACAAAGCCUGAGCAGACCUGGACCCAAGAAUAGACAGAUUGCCAAUUUCACGGAGAAUCCAAGCUGUGGAUUAGUGGUACCAACGACGGAAAGCUGGAAGCAGUAUCAUACGGAGAUCAAAAAGUGGUUCGAAGAACAAUGGGUUCUAUUCCAGAAGAAUCCCGGCUACAAAUCCCUACCGCUCUACUUACGCGAUCAAUUUGCUCCCAACGCGGCACCAAGCUCUCAAUUCUGCGAUACUUUCGGAACAUGCAGUAUCAUCAGCUGUAGUAACUUGAAGGAAGACCUCUCUCAGCACGACAAACAGAUGGCCUACUUUGUCUUUGAACAGAUAUCUGGGCUUGAUCACAUGUUUCACCGCAUGAGCAAGAAGCUAAAGGAGAACCGAAAGACGGAACAGCUUAUAAUGUCCAUUGUACAAGCUUAUGGACUUCUCGGCGCUGGCUAUGUGGGCCUUGAUAUACCAGUGAUUCCCUUCAAAGAGGUGUUCUUAUUCGAGUUGAAUAUCUACCUUGGUAUCUCACAUGUCCUUAAUACUGCCUGGGGCGAAGUGCCAAAUAUCGAUGGCGACCUGGAGGCCUCCUUUCGCGGUUCGUUGAACGAGCUUCAGCACAGAAGUACGCAGUGCAUUACCCAGGAAAUGCGAGACUUCAUGUCUGGGGAGACAAACCGUCUGGAGCAGAACAUGUCCAGCAUUAUGAAAGGAGAAGACUUCUUCGCACCUGACCCAAAUCUGACGAUCAGGGUCAAACGAGACUGUGAGAAGAUCAUGUUUGCGGUCGCCGUGAAUGCGCUAUGGCGAUUUGAUAGAGCUUAUAUCCUCGACACAGACGCACCGCCAUCCGGCUGUGAGUCCGACACGCGCGGGCCCUCUCAGAAUCGCGUCUGUCUCCCCGAGUUCUCGAAAAAAACUUUCUGGCUUUAUGCUCUCAACCCAUCUCAAGAGGGCGAUACAAGUGAUCAAGCGCAGGCAUCUGGACCAAUAGGCUACCGAAAUUUCUUCAACGAGACCGAGCGAUAUUAUAACAUCACAAUGAAAGAUAUCGUCCGCUCUUCUUUAUUCACACAUCAAAACGGCCUCCAAGAGGCUAUCGAAAAGAUCGAUUUCAAACGUAUGGGUGAGGCGGCUUCUGGAAAUAAGACCCUCGGGAAAGUGCCUGCCACGUUCACGGUUCCUGUCUGUCGUAACCCAGGAGGCGAGUCCAUAACGAGCGUAUGGUCGGACAAAGGUCGCAACUAUCCGUGCAUGUGCGGCGAAUUUGGCUGGAAUGACGGCACAUGGUCGAUCCAAAAGGACGAGACUAAGAAAUUCUUGGAGUUUAGUAGUUUUAUGUUCUCUGAAGAUUGGGAAGACUACUGCUCUAGUCAUAAUCACUGCAAGGGCCAAAAUGACAUCGACUGGCAUUCCGAUUUUGAAAGAAUGCGCAAGGAGGGCGAUCCUGAGAUCCCCGAAGACUUAAAGCAUCCUUUCAAGAAAUGUAAAGAGUCGAAGAAGCAUAGCAUUGGUGACCCAGAUAAGGACUUUGACAACAAGACUAGGGCGGCUGUGGAGCAGGACAUGGGAGACGAAAAAGGUGUAAAGCUCAUCUAG
This is a messenger RNA of Cucurbitaria berberidis CBS 394.84, 1743 nucleotides long. RefSeq lists its product as uncharacterized. The coding region runs from base 1 to 1743 and encodes 580 amino acids. The record is from RefSeq and is a predicted model, not a curated record. The transcript has 2 exons. Lineage: Eukaryota; Fungi; Ascomycota; Dothideomycetes; Pleosporales; Cucurbitariaceae.